AUGGUUGAGAUUUUGUACGGAUGCUCCAUCGGAACUAAAAGCCCAUACAACUACUACUACUACUACUACUACUACUACUACUACUACUACUACUACUACUACUACUACUACUACUACUACUACUACUACUACUACUACUACUACUACUACUACUACUACUACUACUACUACUACUACUACUACUACUACUACUACUACUACUACUACUACUACUACUACUACUACUACUACUACUACUACGACUACUACUACUAUUACUACUACUAAUAA
Messenger RNA from Micromonas commoda, 270 nucleotides. RefSeq lists its product with no specific name. NCBI's taxonomy places the organism in Eukaryota, Viridiplantae, Chlorophyta, Mamiellophyceae, Mamiellales, Mamiellaceae. The transcript has a single exon. The record is from RefSeq and is a predicted model, not a curated record. Bases 1 to 267 code for a protein of 88 amino acids.